Molecule: messenger RNA, 14995 nt
Organism: Cherax quadricarinatus
Lineage: Eukaryota; Metazoa; Arthropoda; Malacostraca; Decapoda; Parastacidae
Source: RefSeq, a predicted model, not a curated record
AUUUUGUUUGACUCACCAUUUUGUUUGGCUCACCAUUUUGUUUGGCUCAGAAUGUUCUUGGUGUCUCCCACAGGGCCAACCGGUCAACGGACCUCAUGUGCGCUUCACUGCAAAGAUGACAACACAUUUUUUUACCAAACAGGAAGGAGUUAUGUGUAUGACUACUCCGUGACGACCUCCACCGCCCUGCUGGGGACCUUUGAUGACGACACUCACCUACACAUAACCGCCAAGGCGCAUAUUGAUGUCUCGGCACCCUGCGAGUACAUCCUCAGAGUGACGGACGUGACGCUGGAGGGGUCAUCCCACACGGAGGACUUCAGCGCUGCCGUCAGCAGGACGCCACUACGUUUCUCCUUCCAGGGAGGCGUGGUUGACAGCCUCUGCAGCGAGAUCUCAGAGCCCGCCUGGGUGCUCAACUUCAAGCGCGGUGUUCUCUCUGCCUUCCAAAGCUCCACCACUGCUCACGGAGCUCAGACGGUGCUGGAGAAGGACAUCUCCGGCGUAUGUCAGACCCACUACGACAGUGAGCUGGGGGACAAUAUUCUGACCAUCAAGAAGGAAAAGAACCUGGCUUCUUGCACUGGGAGACCCAGCCUCACCUCCUACAUCCCCUCCAGUGGAUACGCCGCUGACUCUCCCGUGCAGAGCCUGCCCAUCUUCAAGAGCACCAGCAAGUGCCAGCAGAGAAUAGAGGAUGGAGUGUUGGUGAUGGCAGAGUGUGAGGAGAGUCACAAGUUCCGGCCAUUCUCCAGUGAUGAAGGAGGAGCUGUUACUCUGGCUAAGACUACCAUGGUCCUCGUCUCUCAGAAUACUCCUGCUCGCCCUCUUGCUGAUUACCAGUUCUACAGCAAAACUUUGGUUUUCGAUCAGAUUUCUACUCAUAAUGCGGAAACUCAGAUUGAAACCGUUGAGAAGAUUUUGAGUGAUUUGGAAGUUGCAUCUCACAAUGAGGUCCUCCCUGAGGUUCCUGUUCUCUUCUCCACUCUCGUGGCCUCACUCAAGACUCUAGACUACCCAUCCCUCAACACUAUCUACGCCAACACCAAAGAAAUUCAUUCCAGGAAGUUCCUGGUUGAUGCCAUGCCACUGGUAGGGACAGCUGCUGCCGUGGGUGUAGUGAGAGAUAUGUUCAUCAAUGGAGACAUGACAAAUACUGAUGCAGAUGUGUGGUUCACCUCACUUGCCUUCUUCGAGAACCCGACCUCAGACAUGUUCACUGCUCUAGCUCCUCUUCUUCAGCACUACCCGAGUCAAGAUGCCAUGCUGGGAACCUCUGCUCUCAUCAACACCUACUGCAAACUCCAUUCUGACUGUGGUUCUGACUCUGGCGUUCAACAGAUUCUUCGGAACUUCGAAAGUUACCUUGGUUCUGGUUGUCGUACAGUUUCUGGAGAGAAUAAGAGAAAGGUACUGGUAGCAUUGAAAGCCUUGGGCAAUGCCGGUCGCUGGGUAAACGCCAGUCCUGUCUUGCAUCAGUGUUACACUGAAGAUAAUGAUAUGGAAAUCCGAGUAGCAGCAAUUGAAGCCUGGAGACAUACUCCUUGUGAAUAUGACCGCUCCAACCUUCUGCACGCCUUCCAAGAUGAGACUCAGGAUACUGAAAUCCGCAUUGCUGCUUACCUAGCCGUCAUGACCUGUCCAACACCUACUGUUGUCAACAUCAUCAAGGACCGACUUAUUUCAGAAGGUGUUAACCAAGUUGGAUCUUUCAUUUGGACUCACAUGGUUAACCUGCAAGAGUCAGCAGCUCAGGGUAAACAGUGGGUGCGUGAACUAAUCGGCGAAGACCUCCUCCAGAAGAAAUUCAGCACCGAAGCUCUCAAAUUCUCUCGCAAUUACGAAUCCUCUUUCUUCAUGAAUGAACUGAAUGCCGGAGCAGUUGCAGAAAGCAACGUGAUUUUUUCUAGCAAAUCUUACUUGCCACGGUCUGCUAUGCUUAACCUCACUCUUGAUCUCUUUGGAGAAUCCAUCAACCUCUUUGAAAUUGGUGGUCGAAUAGAGGGCUUUGAGGCUUACGUUGAACGCUUCUUCGGACCUUCUGGUUAUUUCCCCGAAGAGACCAUAGAGAGUAUAUUGAGAAACAUGAGACAGAAAAAGACUGACUCUGAUGCAACUACCUUGGAGGGAUUCUUUGACAAAAUUACUGAUGAGCCACAAGGAUCCUAUUACCUGCGUGUCUUUGGUAAUGAGUUAUACUAUAACCAUUUCCAUGGACUGGAAAACCUAAUGAAGUCAUCUGGAUUCUCUAACCCACUAGAUUUGUUGAUGGAACUUGCCCGUAAAGGUGAUGUUGAUUAUACAAAGUCGUACCAGCUAAUUGACACUCACUAUACCAUCCCCACUGUCACGGGCUUGCCAGUGGUUCUCACUGCCAAAGGCACAGCUACACUUGCCUUAAAGAUGAUUGGUAGUUUCAAGGCACAAAGCUUCAAGGAUAUUAACAUCGAAGGUCGCUUCCAUCCUUCUGCAGCAGUACAAAUGGAUGGUCAGAUGGUGGUUGAUGCCCAUGUUACUAGCACAGGACUGAAGAUCUCGUCCACCCUCCACACUUCCACCUUCCUCGAUGGUAAAGUUCAAAUUGAUGGAGGGAAGCUAGUUGAUAUUACUUUCAACACACCCAAAGAUAAGGUAGAAGUGAUUGAUGUUAGCACCAAAUUCUUCUACCUUGAAGAUGACCAAGAGAUAAGAAAGGAAGUAGAAAACGAAGAGAAAUCUGAAGGCUGCAUGAGGAUAAUCAGUGGUCUUGACAUGUGUGCCGAGGUGGGCUAUACCUCAACUUCUGACAUCAGUCCUCACUUCCCGCUCUCAGGACCAGCCUCCAUCCAUGCUUACUUGAAGAAGACUGACACCCAGACCGGCUACAACUUGCGCUUCACUAACGAAAAUAAUUACAUAUCUUUCCUCUUUGAUACCCCUGAGUCUCAAGUGAACCGCAAAGUGUCGCUUACCAUUGCCAAAUCUGCGCAAAACUUAAAAGUUGACCUUGAAACGCCUUUAAUAUCUCUGCAAGGAAACGGUGAGUAUACCUGGAGGAAGAACAACAAACACAUUAAACUCGACCUAAUGAUGGAUCACGCUGCCAGGUACACUGUAGAAACUGGUCUGCAAAUAAGUGGAAAAAAUAUAAGGAAAAUUGAACCUUCCCUCGUCAUCACUUCUCCACGAGGCGAAAUACUGAAUGUUAAAGGAACUCUCAAGGCCAGUGUAACCAAUACCAACUACACUGCUGACCUUUCAGUAUCUGGGCUCACUGUUCCUCCAGUCGUCCUCCAUGCUUCAUAUGAAGGUGAAGCCAGGUCUGCAAACGUAGAGGUAAUGCUGGAAACUCCCAUGUACGACUUCAACACCAAGGGUCAGCUCGCAUACGACGAUAACUUCGUGUCCUCUAAGGCUAACAUAGAGUACAGUGUCUUGAAGGGAGAGAAGCACACCAUCAGCUACUCCGCCUUGAUCAAGAAGGAGAUAUCAGAGGAGGUGAACACUUACACAACUAAAUUUGAACUGACUCCAUCUCAGUACAGAGACAUGGCUUUAGACAUUGACUUCAGCGUCAUCCUUUCCACUGGGCGAAUGGAACAAAUAGGCAAAAUAACCCGUGGAACUACUACGUGGACUAUCAAGGAAAUGUAUUCAUAUAACAACGAUGAUGGAAACUAUACACUGACUGCGCUCUCAGAGAUAAGCUGUCCUCUUCUCUCCAUCAACUACCACGCCUCACACGAACUCAGAUUCGGACGCAACUACCUAAACAUCAAGUCCCAGAUGCAGUUCCUGCCUAAAGAGAACUAUGUGUUUGCCGUUGACUUUAACAAAAAUAAUGAUUUUGACAUAGAAGCUCGCGUCAGUUCUCAAGCUGGUGAUACAAAGGCUUCCAUUGAAUUUCUCCUUAACGAAGUCGCUAAUGGUCAUUACAAAGCAAAGCUGACUAAAAGUGUGAUUACAUCAGAGGGGGAGAAGACCUCGAUACUAGAGGGAAGUCUUCAAAAUAACUCACAGCCCGGCAAGUUUAAUGUCCUCAUGGAUGGCUCUUUCAAAUCCCCGGAGAACACCGUGACCACUAAUUUAGGUAUAUAUGGGGAUAAAACUAAGGCCAGUGUUGACUUCAGUGCCGAUGUUAAUGGCAGGCCUGGGGAGUUUGCCCUGAAGUUCGAAGUCACACGCAGUUCCAUCCUGGUCGAUGCUAAUGUCUACAAGCAUAUUUUCAUUAAUGCCUAUGUGACCACAAUUGAAGAAAUACAGAAACUGCUUGUCAGUGUCGACUUGGACAAGAAUGGUGACCGUAACCAAUCCUUCGAGAUAAGUGGACAGCUCUCACCAUCCCAUGUUGAGGCUGCCUUCAGGUUCCAAGAAAGGAAAGCCUCCGCUUCUUUCAAGCUUGUUGACGAUGGAAUAGAGAUGGAAGCCAAGUGGUCACCUGAGCAGAAAGUAUCGGCCCACGUUCAUUACUCCCUGGGCGACGCCAUAUCUCUCGCUACUGCCGUGGAGACUACCUUCCAGGGAUGGGAGAAACAAGAUGUCACCUUUACCAUAACUCUCAAGGAUUAUGAGAUCACCAGCCGAGCCUCGGCCACCUGGAGGAACACUGAACUCAUGGUACUCACAGUCAACGGCAAGUUGCAGCCUGGUAUGUAUACUAAUGCGCUCAACGCCGAGAUUCUCUUCAGCAGCACUCUGGAAAGCUUCGACAAGAUCAGUUUCAUUCUGGACCAUAACAUGGGCUACGCCACUAUAAAAACCAACUUUGUGGGUCUCUGGAAUAAGAGUGAAAUGAAAGGCAGCUUCCAGCUAACUCCCAGUGACAGUGGUAUAGACGCCACAGCAAUCUUUACCUCUCCCUUAACUGAGGACGUGUAUGUUACUCUCCAUCACGAGCUACUUAACUCAGCUCUGUGGUCCAAACUGGAGGCAAAGUACGGCGCCGAGACCUGUACCAUCACCCUGAAGGGACAAGUGAACCUCGGAGAUAUACAAGACAUAACUCUCGUUAUGAGAAUGACCAGCACAUUGUCUACUUUGCCGCAGAUUAAUGCUAAUGUCAAAUAUACUUUAAGUGAAGGAAAUAUUAAUCUAGUUGUUGAAGGCAAAACUGGAGAGAAGAAGAUGAUGCUUAAUAUGAAUGGUGACAAAACAGUUACCGGGAGUUUAACAGCGAUCUCUGGAGACUUAAGGUUCAUCACUCCAUUUACUUCUCCACUAACUGCAACCUUGUCACACAGCCAUGAUGGACAACGCUUUACCUCCCAGUUUGAGAUUUCCAGAUUCUGGUCCAAUUUGGGCAGCCUGAAGAUGCAUGCAGAGGGUCACAUGAUCUCUGUAAGUGACAUGAAGCUGGAUGCUGUACUGAGCAGCCCAGAUACAAAGGCUUCACUUUCAUUUGCUCAUAAAGUUACAGACAACGAGAUGAUCUCUGCCAUAGAUGCCAUUGCCAACGGUGAACGUAUUACUGUGACAGUUAAUGGCAUUUUAGAUGCAGCGAAGAAGUUGCUCAACCUCGAAGGAGAAAUCUCGUCAACUUUCAAUGGUUUGGAUGAUAUAAAUGUGAAAAUUGAUAGUAAAAUGGAAGCAAACAUACGAACAUCAAAUAUAAGUCUCACCAAAGGAAGUCAGUCUCUGGACGUCUUGCAUACUAUUAGAUUCGUUGACUUGCUCAACUGGGAUAGUUCCUUUACCAUCAAUGGGAUGUAUAAAUUAAGUGACAGACAGUCUUACAGUGGCACCACUUACGCUCACGAACUGCGGUAUAUGUGGGGUGAAGAAGGUGUACAUUUCAUGGCUUCAGUUGAUCCCAGAAUUUCUGAAGACUCCCGUAAAAUCGACGCUCAAGUCAUCCUCGGCACUCCGUGGAAGAAUUAUGAGAAUAUUAAGGUCGACCUUCACUAUCAAGAUGACGGAGCAGAGUACAAACCAGCUAUUAGAAUUGAAUAUAAGCCAGGAAGCAUUAUUGAUAUUGCCACAGUGGCAAAGUUUGGCACCUCCUCUUUCUAUAGCGAGUCUUCAUUGACAACACCGUUCUGGCAACCGCUAGGAUACAAACUUAACCUGGACUUCCAGCCACAACUAGCCGCUACUCUUGAGCUUACUCGGGGAGCCAAUAAAACCAUCAUUAAUAUCAAUGGAACGUGGAAGCCAGGCAUGUUCGACGGUCAUGUAGACAUUGAGUCCACCUACUUCUCAGUUCCUCUAUCAGUUACAUCAUCUUAUGAUAUUAUCUCCCCUGAGAAGAAAGUGUCCUUACUUGUAAAUGCUGAUAGAAAAUAUGAGUUUACCGGGUCCCUGGCUGGUCACGUGAAAAAUGCAAAGUGGUCUCUAGCUGCUGAACUUCCAUUUGAGGCAGUCAGCUCUUUUGAAUUCAGUGGGGAGUAUCAGUAUAUGACUAUGCCCUUCAUUACGAACAUGGUGCUAAAGUUAAACUCAAACAUCUACGCACUCAGUAGCAAAGUUAAUACCAACGGAUUCACUAUCAACGUUGAGGCUAAUGAUCUAAAGGGAAGCCUUGAAAGCAUGUGGUUCUAUCAACACAACCGAGCCAAUAUGGAAAUUAAAUUCCAGUCUCCAUUGCCUACAGUGUCUAAUAUGGCUGCUUACAUCAUGUACGAUUUCGAAACCCAGAAGAAGGUUCACAUCAAAAUGACUCAUGGCACCCAGGAAAUCAAUUUCAUCGGGAAACUUGAGGGAGAAACACUGGUUUUCGAAGGUACGACUCCCUACAGAGGCUGGGAAACUCUCAACGCGUCAUUCUUCGUCUCCAAAUCUGCUAUCACGGCUAAUAUCUCAAGAAAUGACACAAAAAUUAAGGUCAGUGGCACCAUGGAAAUUAAACAUGGAAAAGGAAAGAUUGAAAUGACUAUCACUACUCCAUUCGCGAAUUUUGAGAACAUUUCUGUCAAAAUAACAUACAAUUUACAAGGUGGGACAAAAAUGGCGGAGUUCAGGGCUUUAUUCGGUACUAAAGAGCUCUAUCUUAAUGGCAUUAUCAAGCUUUCUAAUCCUCUAACCCCAGAAAUGAAAUUGGAUAUAAUCACUCCAUUUGAGGUUAUAAAAACUGUGGGUGGAGAAGCCCGCUGGAAUAUGAAGGACUCAGUAAAGACGAUUGAAGUAACAGCUAAUCAUAACGAUGCGCAGUACAAGUGGCAGCUGGAGGCAGCUGCUGAAGGAGUCACCAAGGGCUACGCUCUGGCCACAAUCUCUACUCCUGUGGUUGGCUGGAGAAGUGUCUCAGUGCGUGGCAGCUUUGACUUCACUACCAGGCCUUACAAGGUAGCCUUCACUAACGACAAGGAAGGCGUUGUUAGUACCAUUGAAGGGCAUCUUUUUAUAACACAAAAUGAAAUUACUGGAGAGAUCACAACACCCAUUUCCGGCUGGGAGAAGCUUGCACUGAAUGGAGUUUAUACCAUCAACAACAAUGGACUUACUGGAAAUAUCGAGUUUGAUAAGGGAUAUGAGAAAUAUGAAGCAAGUGGAAACAUUAUGUUCAACAGUCACACUCCCAAACUUAAAAUUAACAUCAAGACUCCAAUCGCUGAUGUUAACAACAUUGAACUAAGCUUGGACACUACUGUGAUUGGCGCGGAUAAAACAUUCCGAUUGGCAUUCAUAAAUAAUGAUAUUAUUUACUCCGCCGAGUUCACUGGUCAGUUUAUUUACAAAACUGGUUUCUUUAAGAUACUAAUUCGCUCGCCCAUCCCAGAGUACACUGACCUGGAGAUCUAUGCCAAGUAUGACUUUACAGGCGAUGUUAAGACUAUUGAGCUGAAUCUUAAGAAGGAGACUCAUAAGCAUCACUUUUUCAUAGCCCUAAAAAUGAAUAGAGACAACUUCGUGAUUGAUGUAGUUACUCCGUUCACAGGUUUUGAAGUUUUGAAGGUCAAUGGUCACUACACGAAUGAACGUGGUCAACACAGCUUUGUUGGUUCUUUUGUCAAAAAUGACAACACUUACAAUUUCCGUGCUUCUGCAGUCGUGGAUGUAAACAAAAUCAACCUGGCAUUGACAACUCCAAUUGCGGUUAUUAAUAACGUCGUAUUUAAUGCCAGCUGGGAUGCUUUCAACGAUGGCAUCAAAGGUUCAGUGCACUUCGAGAGGAAUGAGGAAGUUUUUGAGUUCAGUACUCAAGCCAGUUUUACUCCCAUGAAAUCCGCUUUAUAUGUCGGUAUUAAUACACCUGUGGAGGGAUGCAAUAAGCUCACCAUGGACAUCAGCUAUGACAUCAUCUCCGAUAACAAGUUUGCUGAGAUAUCCGUUCAGAAAGACAACUUUUCCAAGAUUUUCAGAAUUGACGCAAGUUAUAAUCUUGAAAGCGGUUCCCUCAAAAUAAAAACACCUUUUGAAGGAUUUGAAGUUCUCGGUGCUGAGUAUGCAUUAUUUGUGGAUCAUAAUAACAGAAAAAUGGAAGCCAGUGUCAAAAUUAAUCACAAUUCUCAAGAGUGGAUUUUCUCAGCCUAUGGACAGUAUGGCCCAGACAGUUUUAUAAUUAAAUUCCAAAUGCCUUUCGAAGACUUUAAUACAAUUGCUGCCGAAGGUAACAUCGAUAUUGUCACGAAGACUGGCAAAGGCAUCAUGAAAUUCGGUCUACACACAUUCUCCAUUAAUAUAUCUUAUGCUGUGGACAACAUGUUCUUUGAACUUGUAACACCAUUUACGGCCUUAAAGACUGUAUCUGUUUCAACUGCUUAUACAUGGACUUCAAGUCAAAAGAAAGCUAAAGUGGCUGUCGUCUACAAUGAGAACAAUUAUGUGCUCAAUGGCGGCCUAAGUGUGUCACCAGCAUCAAUGAGCAUCACUCUUCAAGCCACUACCCCCAUCAACAACUACCGCAAUAUGUCCCUUCAGAUUAAGUUUGAUGUUGGCAACAGAGAUAAGCUGAUGUCAGCUCACAUAACUGCCUGCCAGAACACCUAUUAUUUCGCAGUAAGCGGCUAUGUUGAGGAGAAAAUUGCUCAUUUCAAAUGCGAUCUUCUGUCUCCAUUCUCCGGAUGGACCAAUGUCAAAUUUGACGGUAAAGUCGAUUUCACUCGGGAGGAUAAGACACUAGAGAUUUCUCUUGAGAGAGAUGGUAAUGUGAAAGCUAUUGCUAUCUCUGGAAAACUAAUCGGAGGUACAAUGGACUUUAAACUUAAGACUCCCUUCACUGGUCUCAAUAACUUGAAUGUCUCUGGUUCUUUGAACCGUGCCAAGCGAUCUCUUGAGUUCAAUAUGAUGAAUGAUGCUGGUGAAGCCUCGCUGCUGACCAGCUUCAACUCUAUCAAUCUCCACCUCAAAACUCCAUUUGCACGAGCUGAGGAAAUAACUUGGGAAAUUAAGAAAGUUGAUGAGAAUUCGUAUAAAGCCGAAUGGAGAAGGAACAAUAACUACGUAACAGCGUCUGUAGUGAAAACGGGAGGACGCGGGGCUUUCAGUUUGGAGGUUAAGAGUGAAUUACAAGGAUGGGAGUUCUUAGCUUUGACCGGCAAGCUUGACCAGGAUGCUAUCGAGGGCUACGUCAGCGGUACUAUCAACGAAGAUAAGGUCACCAUAAGUAUACAAGGACAACAUGACGUAGAUAGUGACUUCACUAUCAAUGUGACCACACCUUACGAAAAUUACCAGAGCGUUCAAGGAAAAAUCAGUUAUAAUUUUAGGAAAAAAUAUAUUAAGAUUGAGGCGUCAUCUUCGAGCUCAGAUUUUCAUUUCAUUUUUAAAUACACGAGAAGGAAUGCUAUUGAGUCCCAUCUGUUGGUGCCAAACCCUGUACAAAACACUGAGCUCAAAGUGAAUCUUUCGCCUUUAUCAGGCAAACUUUCCUUCACCUCCCGAUUCCCUGCUCUUAGAAAUUAUGAUUCAGAGUACAAGAUUUUAAUUGGUGAUGUUGUUACAGUUACCCAUAAAGUAAAUGUUAAUAAUGUUGAUGUUUUCACUGUUGACUUUGAGGGUGAUAAAGCCAAUCAAAAAGCGCACUUUGAACUGCACAUACGGCUUCCUCACCGUCACUCGGUGAUUCAUGUUCACAGAGAAGGUUUCACCACUUUUAAUUUCGUUUUAAAACAAGAGAUUGAUUCUCAAAAUGGUAUAGAGGAAAAGGAAUUUAAAAUUGAAUUGUCAGGCUCCGGGAACCUACCUCAAGAAGGUACUAUUAACGCUGUCAUUACCAACUCCUUCAGAGAGGUACCAAGAACUAUCAAUGCAAAAAUCGAUGUAAAUCGAGCCUCACAACCUAAAACCUUGAGGAUAGAAAUUAAUCCCGUACCACACGGGCUUUACAUAUUUGAUAUCUCUUAUAACAUCAAUCUGCAAGACUGUUCGCACGGUGACUACGAUAUCAAGAUAACAACUCCUGACAGAUCAAACGCUCCGUGGAAGCACAUUUCAGGCAGCUGGGACACGCAAAAUCCCCAAGACGCUGUUAUCACCUUAAAUAUUGGUAAUGUAGCUUACAAAGCACAGGGGAAACUUGGUCUUCAAGAGUCUACCAUGAUUCUCACCUCUGACUUUACUGAAAAGAUUUUCCUUCAGUGGAAAUUUAAAAGGCAACAUAAUUUCAGGGAUUAUUUCUUGAAAUUGGGUCGAGAAUCAAGGUACGGAAUGCUGAAAUUAAAGGGAACUAUCACGGACAUUGCUCAUAUUGAUAUCGAAGGAGGCAUCAAGGCUGGACCCUUCCAGAGCGAAGAAUUUUUGUUUACGUCCAAGUGGAAUAAGGGAGAUGAUGGUGUUGUGACCGGCGAGGGUUCCUUUGAUUAUGGCGAAUACCAUGGUAGCCACACCAUAGAAGAGUUCCUUCGAGAUGCCGAGCAAAGAUCUGCCACAUUUAAAUGGACAGCAACUUCAAAUAUUCCUCAAUAUGAACAAAUUUCCGUAUCUGGCAACUACGACGUUUCUGGUAAACUUGUGUUUCAUGCAGAAAUAAAAGUCCAUGAUCGUGAGUCAAAAAUUGACAUUAACAUUUCUAACCUGAAUCCUAAGCGCUCGCGUAACACAGUAGAGUGGGAUGUGCCAAUUUUCGGAGAACUGGGAAAAGUUCAGUUAACACUCACUCAUAACUUCAGAGACGUAACCAGUAAGUCUUUGUCAGCUGUUGCCAAAAUUGGCCGAAGACAAGCCUAUGUAAAAGCUAACUGGAACAGAAGUGAAGAAUUUGAUACUUUUGAUGGAACUAUUGAAAUAAAAUCAAAAUUCCUUGGAGAUAUUAACAUAUUUAUUAAGUAUGAUGUUACCAAUAUUAGAGAUGCAAACGCUGAAGUCAAAUAUUCCAGAAAAACUCCAGGGCAAGAGGAUAAAUUUGUGAACAUUAACUGGCGCAGACAAGCCACCGAUAAUUCACUGAAAGGUGAAAUUGUAGUAGAGUCUUCACUGGAAUCCUUAUCUCACGCCCGGGUUUAUGUCACUGCUGAUACGGUAGAUGUCUUCCAUUUAAAAGGUGGCCUCGAGUGGAAUGACAAGGCAGUAACUGUACAGUUUGAUAUAAGUAAGAAUUCAGUCGUGGGAAAACUCACUACACCAUUCAAAAAGUUUGAAUCAAUUGAAGGAGAAUUAGUGUUCGAUCUGGAUAGUAAGAACAAAGUGGUGACGCUGAAAUAUGCACGCGGCUCUCGCACAGUUGACUUAAAUUUCACAUUUAGCAAAAAGUCUAAGAAGAAGGGAGACUUUGAGUUGAUUCUUACAACACCUUUUGAAGUGGUGAGGAACCUUAAUAUCAAAGGAAGCUGGACGAAGGCACAAGCCACGGUAAAUUAUCAAAGAAAUGAUAUUCAUUACAGUUUUGAAGGAGUCGCAGAUAUCCAGGGAGGCAAGUCGGACUUCGAAUUAUCCUUCUCAGGCCCAGGAAGAGAUCCGAUCAAGAUAGCUGCUUCGUAUAAUGUAGAAGACUUCCUUGCAGGAGGUGGAACCGAGCCUAAGAAGUUAGCCGGUUUUGAGCUGGAGUUUGAUGGCUACAGAAUAAACUUUAGUUUGCAAGGUUUCCGUAACAGUGAGAGGUUAUACAUUGAGAUUGAUGGAGAGUCUUUACUUGAAAACCUCUGGACUUUCCACCUCAAGUUGAACUCGGAAUUUAAUCUUGAAUCUCGUGAUGGUGUCUUCGAACUAAAAUUUAAUGACUUCGAACUGAAAGUUCAUAAUCACUUUGAGAGGCAUGAAAAUAAUGGCUACUACUUCAAAAGUUUAAUUGAGAGUACACUUACACCUCUGCCAGCAUUAGUGUUUGGCGUAGGAUACAAAAAUGAUGAGCGUAUUUUGACUAUAGGAUACGGUGCAGACAGAGAGAUUACUUUCUCUGUAAAGGGCAAGGAUAAUUUCAGAUCUGGAUUCAGUGGCUUUGCCGACAUCCCUAAUUAUGGAUAUGAAGGAGUUAAAUAUGACGUGGACUAUGGAUUUAAAAGUGAUGAUGAGCUCUUCAUUAAUGUUGAACUUGAACUAGGUGAAGAUGAUCAAGAAGUGGAAGCAGAAUUUACUUACAAUUCCGAGGGUGUGAAAGCACGUCUCACGUCUCCUUACACAGGUGAGCACAGUUUGCGGGUCCGCCGGUCUAUCUCCUCAGACAGUUUCUUCACAGAAAUUGGCCUCGAUGAUUACAACCUUAAACUGCGAGGUGGUUUUACGGGUGAAGAAACUAAGCGUGGAGCAAUACUAGAAGGAGACAUCUUUGGUAAUAGAUUCUUAAUAGACUUCCUCUUCCAAUGUGAGGGGCAGCAGUACUGUGAAGGAAAGCUUAUUAUUCACACACCAUUCCGUGGUAUGGAGAAAAUGGGAGGUUUGUUUACAUUGUCUAACGUCAGUAAAAAUAUCAUGGCCCAUGCUGAGGUUAUACUUCCCUCGCACAGAACGCCAAAAAUAACUGCAGAACUCAACUUAAACUUGAAUAAUAAAAUUGAUGGCUAUGUGACAGUUGAUGUAGCAGGUAAACCAUUCACGCUGAAGAGUAAUCUUGUUGGUUCUUCCCUCAGUGAAGGAUAUAAAGGAACUGUAGAGAUGUAUACACCCUUGUCAGGUCUCUCAAGUGUCGUUAUUAAUGGGAAAAUUAAAGUGGAAGCUAUGUCAGUCUUAGAGGCUGACCUUAGAAUUAUCGAGCCUUAUAAUACACAUGAACUGCGAAUUGAGUACCAGCUGUCCCCUGAAACACUGACAGCUGGUUUUGAUCUUCAUUCACGAUCCUAUGAUGGAAUUAAGUGGAACUUCAUCUUGAAUGGUUUGAGCUCAACACACAAAAAUAUAGAAAUGACACUGGGCAAUGAUAAGAUAAGUGUUGGAUACACCAUGGAUGAAUCAUCCUUCAAGGUCACCAUAGACUCUCUUAUCAGAAAUAUUCCACGACAGUUCUCUCUUGAAGCUAAAUACUCAUCUCUGGAAACCAUGGAAGCCACACUCAUUAUUGUAAAUGAGGAUCAAACUCACAGAAUUCAUGGUGAGUUCCGUGUGGUCAACAGCCAUGUUCAGGGAGGGCUGGAGCUGAUCUCUCCACUAAUUAAGGGAACAAGAAAACUUACCUUUGACAUUGCAGUCCCAGAUGCUUCUUUCAAGCAGAUUAACUUUGAUGUAACCCUUGUUACGUCUGACACUUACUCCUUGUAUUUUGAAAUUGAUGCAAGGACUGGCGUUCAAGUCACUGUUAAGAUAGACACUCCUUGCUCCUCCAAGGUGACAGCUUCAUUCGAAUUUCUUGCUGCCAGUGCUGGGCUUGUGAUUGAGACUCCAACGGGUAUCCAUAAGGCCAAGAUUACUUGGCGUGUUACCAGCAAGAUGCCUUCUGACUGGUUGGCUACUGUGGAACUCAUGUCUCCACUUCUUGAAGAUAACUAUAGUUUCAGUUGCAUGCUUAGUGACAACAAGGCAAAUAAAAUAAUUAAAGCAGAGCUGGCAGUAGGAAGUGUACGACAUUCUCUGGAAGCAAGUACCUCUAUGAGAAAUAAUGGAGCUAGUUUCUUCUUGUACAUUGAAACGCCUUUCAAAAACAUCAACAAAGCUACAUUGCAAGCUUCUUUGGACUUUGAGAAUAUUAUUCAAUUACAAGUAGCAGCCAACUUUUCUGAAAAUAUCAACACCUUCAAUUUUGAAUUUGACAGAGACAACCAGACCUUGAUGACAAUGGUGCAGUCUCCUUACAUCCCAACAGGUUUCGUCAGAGCAGAAGCUGCAGUCACUGGAGACAUGAAGAAAUACAUGCAGUUGAAAACUGCCCUAAAGAAUUCUGUGAAAACUAUUUCUGGUGUUCUUGAUGUGGAAAUUCCGUCUUCUCAGGAUAUUAAAAUGAACCUGAAGGUUGCUACUCCUUUCAAGGGGUAUAAGAAGAUGAACUUCGUUGGCCAGUACUUGAAGGAUGAAGUGACUACCAUCAUUAUAUCGCUAGAUAAGCCAGUGAGUUUCACUGUGAAUACUCAGUUCGCCAACACAGACACUGCCAUUAAAGGUAACCUUAAACUUAAAACUUCCGUUGAACACUUUGAAUUUAUUGAGGCUGAGUUAGAUGUUCCCCUUAACAAAUUUGCUCCCAAAGCCUUCCUGACGCUGCCCAACAAUAAGUACGGCGCUGAGGUAGACUUCCAGCAUAGUAUCUUAUCCAAGGUGUCCGCUAACCUUUACUUAGACGAGGCUACGUACGGAGGUAACCUAGCCCUGAGGACCAAGGCGCCUUAUGAACUAGCAUACAGCUACAACCUUGCCUGUAUAACCACUAAUAAGUUCCAUCUUAGAACAGAUUCUUCCUUUAUAUCUGUAUUUGUCUAAGAAAACUUUUAUAUUUCGUUGGUAAUGUUAUAUCAGUAGCCCAGCCUCUAGUCACAGAUAUUCAGACCAUCUCAAUAUUUACUUAUGUAUGAAACGCCAACCAUUUAUAAUUAAUGUAUUGUGCAUAUUAUAGAUAUUUUUGUGUGUUAAGUUUUAGCAAGGAACUUGUAAGCAGUGUUUACAUCUGACUUGAUUAUGAUUAUCAGAUAAUUAUGUACUGUAUAUAGACAACGGACUAUCAUUUAUGUAAUGCAUGUAUCAUUAUGUAAUGCAUGUAUCUGCAAUAAAAAAAACUUUCGUA